AUGGCUCAUAAACUAAGAUUAUUCAAUUCACUAUCAAACCCUUUGUUUGCUUUACAAACCACUAGCAAUGAUCUUCAAUGCCUCGAUGCUGUCCCUUUUUUGUGGAAAGAAUCUAUCGUCACAGCGAUUCCGAAAAGUAGUGACUCUGUACUUCUCUCUUCAUAUCGCCCGAUUAGCAUUACUCCGCCCCCCAUAAAAGUUCUUGAAAAAAUAGUGAGAGAUAAAAUUCUUGCAUGGCUCAACAAAAACAACUCCAUUCCCCUUGAGCAGCAUGGCUUUGUGACUGGAGCCUCAACUGUUACAGAGCUCGCUGAUUGUAUUUUUGACUGGACUUUAGCGAUUAAUUCUGGAAAAUCAGUGGAUGUGAUCAGUUUUGAUUUGUCAAAGGCCUUCUGA
This is a messenger RNA of Ostertagia ostertagi, 396 nucleotides long. Lineage: Eukaryota; Metazoa; Nematoda; Chromadorea; Rhabditida; Trichostrongylidae. The record is from the annotation of a GenBank genome assembly.